Etheostoma spectabile (orangethroat darter) is the source of this 1927-nucleotide messenger RNA. RefSeq names its product isoamyl acetate hydrolyzing esterase 1 (putative) (gene iah1). Bases 70 to 798 code for a protein of 242 amino acids. The record is from RefSeq and is a predicted model, not a curated record. NCBI's taxonomy places the organism in Eukaryota, Metazoa, Chordata, Actinopteri, Perciformes, Percidae. Gene Ontology annotation, molecular function: hydrolase activity, acting on ester bonds. The transcript has 7 exons.
UUUUAUUUUGAAAUGUGAUCAUACGUCACAACAACCCCAUAACCGGAAACUUCAUUCUAUGCUUUCAUUAUGUCGAGGUUCAAAACAGUAAUUUGGCCUAAAGUCAUUUUAUUUGGGGACUCCAUCACACAGUUUUCAUUUCAAGCCAAUGGUUGGGGUGCAGAAAUUGCAAACAAACUAGCAAGAAAGUGUGAUGUUGUAAACAGAGGACUGUCCGGCUACAACUCAAGAUGGGCUAAGAUAGUUCUUCCCCGCCUCCUCGACAGCCCAAACUCAGCAGACAACAACAUAGCUGCAGUCACGGUCUUCUUUGGAGCCAACGACUGUGCACUGGAAGAUAAAAAUCCCCAACAGCACGUCCCUCUGCAGGAGUAUUCGGAGAACCUAAAGGAAAUCACCAGGCUUCUGGCUUCAGCUGGAGUUUCAGCAGACAGAGUUAUCUUCAUCACCCCUCCACCUGUUCAUGAGCCAGCCUGGGAGAAGGAGUGCAUUCUGAAAGGAUGUCCACUCAAUCGCCAUAACUCUGCAGCGGGGCAGUAUGCCCAGGCAUGUGUCCAGGCUGCCAGUCAGUGUGGUACAGACGUCCUGGACCUCUGGACACUCAUGCAGAAAGAUGGACAGGACUACACUGUCUAUCUGUCGGACGGGCUGCAUCUCUCACAGAAGGGAAACCAGUUUGUGUCACAGCACCUGUGGGAGCUGCUGGAGAGUCGGGUAGCUGAUCUGCCCUUCAUCCUGCCUUACUGGGGAGACGUGGACGCCAAUAGUCCUGAGAGCAGCCUCCUCUGUAACCAGUGAAGGAGAGGAUGUUGGCUUUGAAAAAUAUUUUCAAGAUCCUACAGGGCUGGAUAUUCUGUGAAAAACAAAACACUCACGAGCACUCCUUUGUUGCACUUGUUGGAAAUGUCCAAGUGAAUGAAUGAAGCAGUUGUGUUUGCCAGUAUGUCAAAUGUGAGACCAUGUAUUAAUGUUUAAAAUGCAGAAUAAAGAUUUUUAUUUUGAGAUGCGUGUAGGUAACGCAAGCGAGAAACUUAAAAAAGAAAAACAUUAAGAAUAGACACAUCAGAAUAUGACACAAAACAUCUGCUUAUUGUGUAACCGUUCAACAUCAACCUUUUUUCUUGACCUACAGUUAAAUACAUAUAUAACACAUUUACAAUUAACAUGUGGCACAGCAGGCAACAGUGGUGAAACAGCAUAUAACAACACAACAGAGUGAGGCGCAUAAGUCACAUUGUCACAUGGACAGAAAAAGCAUAAAAACAUUUGUACGUCAGAAAGUUUUUUUUUUUAAAUUCAUUUCCAGAUUGUCCAGUUUUAUGUUUGACUAGUAGAAGUUUACUUUCAGAAAUCAAAGUUGACUUGGAACGGUUAGGCACUAACUCAGACAAGGCACCAUGUUUCAUACACACUAUAACCUUAAAGUUUCAACAGCACGACGAAUGAAAUACGGAAUAGACUCCCACUCGUCCCUGCACAGUAUUAAAAUGUUGCAUCAUAAGUACAAAGGGGUCAAAAGAUUAUACAAGCCUACAAUUUAAAAAAAAACUAAAAAAUAAAAACUGACAGCACAGUAAGAACAUGUAAAACGCAUUUCAAUGCUCCAGUGAUGUGAAAAAUACUUCAAGUGUAGAUAUGACAGAUUCAAGAUAAAACUCGGUUUAAAGUCAACGUUUGUUACUCAAUAUAUCACACUAAAAAAUUAUUGUAACUACAGAAUUAAUAUAUUUAAUCAUUUGACUGUUAGUGCUAUGAAGACAGUACUUUGAACAAACAUUUAGGGGAGAAAAGGCCAGGCUGAGCCUGUUUGCGUGAGGCUUCUUUUUACACACUGGCCAAAUUAGAUAGCGCUUUGGCAUCGAUGUGUGUCAUUUUUGUUUUUUGUAUAUAUGUUUUUAUAUUGCAUAUUCAGAAACCAUUUAGCCAC